This is a messenger RNA of Uncinocarpus reesii 1704, 1341 nucleotides long. RefSeq lists its product as uncharacterized. The record is from RefSeq and is a predicted model, not a curated record. Bases 1 to 1341 code for a protein of 446 amino acids. NCBI's taxonomy places the organism in Eukaryota, Fungi, Ascomycota, Eurotiomycetes, Onygenales, Onygenaceae. The transcript has 2 exons. Gene Ontology annotation, molecular function: hydrolase activity, acting on carbon-nitrogen (but not peptide) bonds.
AUGGGUGAUCUGGCUGCCUUGGGUGACGUGCCUCCAGUCUACCGAAUAGACCUCUCACUUCCCCCAGCUGAACGCUAUGUGGAACUAGCAACAAUCUAUCGCGACCACUUGCAUUCACUUACAGGACUUUUCUACGAACUUGCAUCAUCUCUCCAUCCCAAAAUCUCGCCAGAUUGGAUUGAACGCGCUGCCCGCUUUUUCCUAAGGAGAUUGUGCACGCAUGAAGAGACAGAAGAGAUUCGGGGGAUAUCUAAAGUCACUGGGAUUGAUAUGUAUUUACUCGUAUCCUUCAAUGUGCUUCUUGAUCUGUUGAUGGGCUGCACAAGUGGUGCAGCCUUAACCAAAAGACACUCCGAGGACCCUACAAUGCUGCAUUUUCGAACCUUGGAUUGGAGCAUGGACGGCUUGCGGAAGUUGAUAGUGCAGCUUGAAUUUGUCCGCAGCCCAGACACUGAAACCGUCCUUGCUACGAGCAUUACGUACGUUGGGUUCGUGGGCGUGCUGACUGGUGUGCGCAAGGGACUUAGCAUCUCCCUCAACUUUCGACCAAACCAUAACGCCAAUAGCGUAUGGGGAAAUUUCAGAUUUUAUGGCAGCCACCUCCUGGUUCUUCUUGGUAUUCGACGGUCAAUAUCGUCCUUACUUCGACAAUGUCUUCUUCCAUCUACGACCUCAGCACUGCCCUGGAAGGGCUGGCUUCUUAAAAGGACUCCGCCGCAAGCGCAAGACAUUUCUCUGACGGAGAUAAAAACCUCUUUGCCGAAGGUUCCGACUACUGCUGCCUAUUUGGUUUUUUCAAUGGAAAAAGAUUUGCGAUCCGCCGUCGUCCACUCGUCGUCAUCUUUUGUUGUCGCAACCAAUAGUGACUUUGAAACCACGUCUCCCUCGUACAAGCCACCUACCGGGAAUCAUUCUGGCUUACAAGCGACAAGUAACGAAGACUUGACGAUUGUCGACCUUAUAGAGGACAGUAAUGAACGGAGGGCAUGCAUGCAAGCUAAAUGGGACAGAAAGGUACAGAGAAAAAUGGCCCAGGUGUCCACUAAAACCAAUAUAGCACAACCUCAAGCAGAUACAACAGCGCGUCGAAACCCGCAACGAAAUACAUCAUCCAAAUAUGCGUCCAGACUGUCCACAGAUCUUUGCGAGACUUCUUCGAGUUCUGUGAUUCCGGACGUUCAAGUUACAGUGACCCCAGCUGAACUUAUCAGAUGGACAACAACGUAUCCUAUCACUAAUGAAAUGACCCAUUUUUCGGCCAUAAUGGAUCCUUCCAAAGGAAAGGUCUACUGGAUGAAGCGAUAUGAAACACAUAUUGCCUUGGAUAACCUAAAUACUUGA